UGAGACAGCGGUAAACAUGAGAGCGGAUAUAAUGUCUGUUAAGCGUCUCACGUGUUGUUGAGACGCGUAAACCGUGAGUUUUUCUCCAGACUGUCAGUAACGUUAUAUCAAAACCUUCAGGAGAAGGGCCAGUUCCGUUUCCAACCAUCAUGGCUUUUGUGAGCCUCUUCUCCAGUCCCCCAAGCCCCGUACUUGACAAACACAUGACAGACUGUGAGCUGACAGGGGAAGAAAGGUCGAGUAAACAUGUUCUUGUCUGCAAAUGCUUCACUGUGUGGGUCUAUCGAGUUAAUAUGGAUCUUUUGACAUCUAUUUUGGUUUUCCAAGGAGGAUGGCGAAUUGGAGGACGGAGAAAUAGAUGAUGAAGGCAUAGGCAUAGAAGAAGUGAAGGAAACCAUGGAGGAUUCUGAAAAGGUUGAGAAAGACAAAGAGAAAGGAAAAAAAGACAGAGAAAAAGAUGAAAAGUCACACCGGCAUUCCCGAAAGCGACACAGGAAAAUUAAAGAAAAACGGCGGUCGAAAAGAAAGAGACGAGACCAUCAAAAACAUCACUCGCCAUCAUCCAGCGGCUCCAGCUCGGACAGCUAUGACUCAGAUCACGAGCGACAAGACAGACCUAAAAACAAGAAGAGCAAAGGAACAUACCGUGACCACGAUGGAGAACUGGUGCAGCGGGAAAAUGAACCCACGAAACCACCAAGAUCAAUGCAGCACAAGAACAGCGAUUUAGACAGAUACAGUGACUACAGUGAAGAAAAGUACGACUAUGAUGAAGAGGAUGAUUUCUCUGAGGAGCUGUCUAAAUACAAACAUGCUAAAGAGUCGUCUGGUCAUGGCAAAGGAGGGGCUAAAGACCAGGCCAAGAGACCAAUCAUGAAGGGACAACAACAACAACAGCAGCAGCAGUUUGGUGGGCAGCGAGGUAGAGGUCGUGGUGCCAUCGGCAGGGGACGGGGAAUGCCGAACAAGAAUAAGAAACAGAAGGGCAAGAACUGGGGCCGGGGUCGUGGUCGAGGAGGAGAAGGGGAUUCUAAAGAUCCUGCCAGUUUCCAGAAGAAGCGUCCAAUCAUGAGCCAGGAAUUCAUUAAUCAACAUACGGUUGAACACAAUGGGAGGCACAUUUGUAAAUAUUUCCUUGAGGGUAGAUGCAUCAAAGGGGACCAGUGCAAGUUUGACCAUGAUAAUGUUGUUCCAGAGAAGAAGAAAGAACUGUGCAAGUUUUAUGUGCAGGGAUACUGUACCAAAGGAGAUAUCUGUAUAUACAUGCACAGUGAAUAUCCGUGCAAGUUUUUUCACACCGGAGCAAAGUGUUAUCAGGGAGACAACUGCAAAUUCUCCCAUGAACCUUUAACUGAUGUUACCAAGGGACUUUUGGAUAAGAUCCUAAAUAUAGAGGAGGAAACAGUCAAUGAGGAUGAGCUGGAGUUAGAAGAUCUGAGAAAACAAGGAAUCGCUCCACUACCUAAACCACCUCCAGGAGUUGGAUUGUUACCCACUCCUGGCCCUGGAAGUCCACCGGAUGGAGGCAAGAAGAUCCCCUCUCUUUUUGAGAUUAAAGUUCAGCCUACUGUGGACUUGGCACAGAAGAUUGCUCUAAGGCCCAAUUUCUACAACAGUACAUCUCCUCCCGCUGGACAGUUUCAAGGUGGUCCACAGUUUGGCAGUAGCCCUGAGGAUAUGCAGGCUGGCAAUAUGAUGUCUUCUCCGCCCAAUCCUUCCCAUUCCCCUCAUCCAGGCUCCAUUGGCAGUCCUCCAAUACCAUUUACAGGUCCAGGAAUGCCCCAAAGCCCACCAUGCCCUCCUCCACCCCAAGGCUUUGGCCAGUGCUCUCCGAGGCCACCUCCAGGUCAGCCGCCUGCUUUUCAUGGAAACAUGCUGCACAUGAACCCUCCUCCACUGAAUCAACAAGGGGCUCCCAUGUUUCAACCUGUGCCUGAUAUGCAAAUGAACAUGCCUUUCCAAAACAUGGGCCAGAUGCCCUCGGAGUUCUUCAAGAAUUUGUUUAGCAGCCAGUCUCUGGCCCAAGGGGAUGAGGGACCCAUGCAGGACUCGCAGUCACAUGGUAACGCUGAUUCCAGUGGGAUGCAGGACUUACUUCCGGCUGUACAGAAGGCUUUGCUUUCACAUCUCAACCAGAACAAGCAAGACUCUGACUCUCACAGGGAUGAGGGACACGGGUCUGCACCUUCCGACAGAGAGAAAGAUGAAGCCCCUAAUUGGUACUCCAGUGAUGAGGAAGAGGGCAGUAGUGUAACAGCCAUCCUUAAUACUCUAAAGAAGCAGAAUGACAUGCUGAAAAACCAGCCUAGUGCGGGACCAGCCGACCCCAGACUCCAGAAGGAACGAGUUUUGCCCAACGAUCCUCGAAUAAAACCUGACCCGCGUCAGCAUCCCCCAGAUCCCAGGAAAAACACUGGAGAUGGUGUCGGGGACCCCAGGCUUGCCAGAGACCCGCGCAAGAUGAAACCUUUGAACUCCUCCAAACCCGAGCCUCAUCGCCACCCAAACCCCGCCGUGUCCCACAAACCUCCCGCCGGAGAGGAUGAUGACGAAUGUGAGCGAGAGCUGAGGGAACAAGCAGCAUUGAUCCCGUUGGAUCCCAGCCCUGGAGCCGCGCUGCGAGACCCCCGCUGUCAAAUCAAGCAGUUCAGUCACAUCCGGGUGGAUAUUCUCCUCCAGCGUCCGGCGUUUGCACCAACCGUGGUUUGGGCUCCGGAAGACCUCAUACCUCUGUUAAUUCCCAAACAGGAGCCCUCCAUAAAUCUUCCGCUCCCACCUUUAAUCGCAGAUGCUCAGCUAAACCGUAGUCUUUCCUCGCCACCGGAUCAUCCUCCAUCAGCAACCCCAACACCUCCUGAUCCCCGUCUGGCAGCCGCCCGCUUCAAAGAGGGAGUCGAGCGCCUCGGUAGUCCUCUCGGUAGGUUUUUGGAUACUCGUCACCACCACCCGGACAAGCCUCUGGACCCACGUACUCACAAGACUCUUGAUCCCAGAAUCAUCCGCUCAGGAAGCCUGGACUCCAAGCUGCCUGGUAUAAGGGAGAGUACAUCCUCUGACCCGCGGAUACACCGUGGAUCUUCAAACCAACCGGUUGGCGCUUCCACUAAGCCCGAGUCGGCAAAGUUGCCCCCAUAUGCUCCCCGCCUGGCGUCUUCAGUGGGUGCGGGUCUUGAAAGCCCAACCACGCUGUUAGGUGGGAUAAGUUUAUACGAUCCACGCAAUCACAGCCUACUUUCUCCAAAACGUGAAAGUGAAGAGCACUCUAAAAAAUCAAGUAUCCUAAAGCUUCCAAGCUCUCCACCACAUGCCUCGCCGUCACAGGGAACAGGAGUAGAAAAAGACGAUCCACUUGAUGACUCCGAGAGCAACACUAGUGGCUGUCCAUCAGUUUCUCCCGUGGCUACAGUGAUGCCAGCAUCUCCUUGCUCUCCAGUUUGGGCGGCAGCUCCCGCCGUGCACAACUUGCCAAUCCAGGCACUAGCAGGACUGAUCCGGCCUGCUUACACUGACCCGCGGCAGAACAAACCCAUGGUUCCUUCACAAGAGGAUGAGGAGGACAAAGACAAUAAGAAGAAAGACAGGCCCUUGAGGGAUGUCUUCAAAACCUUUGACCCCACAGCCUCUCCAUUCUGUCAGUAAACACGCCUAUACAGGAUAUAUCUCAUGCAUUUACUGUAUUCUGUACAUCUGCUCUUUAUAUUCACCCUGCAUGUACUGUAUAUAAAGCUUUUCUAUUUAUUUCUAUCUGUUUGUACAUACGUUCUCCGCUGCUGCAUUAUGAUCUAACCAGAUAUAUUUUUAUUUUGGCCUCUCGUGCAUAGAUUCUCAUUGGGAUUUAUUUGCUUAAGAAGCAUUUUAAGUACAUUUAUAUCUGGAGACUUUGGUUAGCAGAGUGAGUAUAUAUAUAAUAUCAGUGAUGCAAUGGUUCUGUUUCUGUCAGCGGUUAAAAGGGAUGUGUGGCUUAAAGUUUUUCGUAUUUUUUAGUACUGUGUAAUUGCAUAAGGCUAUAGAAAAAAUAAAACAUUUUGCUAAAUUUCCACUUUAUUUAUCGCAUAGCUACAUACAAAGUAUAUAUAAACACUGUAAUAUAACAGCACUUCUAUGUCUCAUUCAAGUGUGCGUUUCAUCAAAUCAUUUGUGAUUUUGGUGAUGAAAAGGUUGAAUGAAUGAAAUUCUAUGAAAUUCCAUUUAGAGAGUCUCUGUUGUAAAUGGUUUUCUUUUUAAUGCAAUCUUUUUUAUGGUCAUUGUUUUUUGUGUAGAUAAUUCUAUUUUAUUUGUAUGUGUUUUUCCACUAAAAAUGCUGAACUGUUUUUGUGUUCUUUUACCAGUCUGACUGAAAUGCUAAGGGGAAUUAAAUACAUCAGUCACUUUUUAAUUCGAUGUCUAAAAUUGAAUAAAAAGGAUUAAGUGAUUCAGA
Messenger RNA from Carassius gibelio (silver crucian carp), 4417 nucleotides. RefSeq names its product zinc finger CCCH domain-containing protein 6. Lineage: Eukaryota; Metazoa; Chordata; Actinopteri; Cypriniformes; Cyprinidae. Gene Ontology annotation, biological process: negative regulation of DNA-templated transcription. The transcript is spliced from 12 exons. The record is from RefSeq and is a predicted model, not a curated record. Gene Ontology annotation, cellular component: nucleus. The coding region runs from base 397 to 3639 and encodes 1080 amino acids. Gene Ontology annotation, molecular function: metal ion binding; RNA binding.